AUGGCUAUACUCAAUCUCCCCCAGAUCCGUUACCACGGCCCCUGGAUCCAAAUGCUCAUCGCAGGCAUAGGCGUCGGCGCCUCCGCCGGAAUCUACGUCGCGCUCAACCUUCUCGGUGCCGGCGGUGGCAGACCAGACUCGGCGCAAGUCGUGCAAGUCGUCAAUGCCACGCUCUGCGCCGUCUGGUUCUUCUCUUCGUCUUUUGGUGGCUCUAUUUUGAAUAAACUGGGGCCUGGGUGGACCAUGUGCCUCGGCGUACAGACGUAUGCUGUUUACGUUGGCUCGCUAAUUAUGAUCGUGAAGAGAAGGGCGCUGUGGUGCCGAAUCAUGUUCUAG
This is a messenger RNA of Plenodomus lingam JN3, 336 nucleotides long. Lineage: Eukaryota; Fungi; Ascomycota; Dothideomycetes; Pleosporales; Leptosphaeriaceae. The record is from RefSeq and is a predicted model, not a curated record.